GCAAAACUGAGCAAAACUGGACGCAUGUGAACCGGGCAUAACAAAGUACCAAGUACAGGUACUGCUGGUCUUUGGAAGGGCUCCGAGUUCUAAGUGGCUUCCUUUGCAAGAUAAAGGCAUAGCCCCAGAAUGUCUGGCCAUUGGUGGACUAUUUUCAAUUAAGUGAAAGCGAGCAAAGUUGCGGAACUUCCUCUACGUCUGCAUUGCGUUCCGCGCUGGCGCCUUUGGCCAUUUUAACACUGCUUGAGUUGCCUGUGGUCAAGCAUUUCAAGAGGCGCAGCGAUUGAGGGAGUCACCUCACGAAAUUAGAGCUGUUGACAUUUUAGAAAGAGGUGCUGAUUUGGAGUUGCUUGGGCUUGCAAGAUGGCUGCAGUCACGUCCCAAGCAACUUGCGCACCCCACCUCACUGGACGCCAGCUAGUGCAGAAGGGGCCAUUGAUACAGAACACAGUUUCAAAUCCCUGCGUAAGUAGGUUGAACCUUACUGACAGAAGCACCCUGCGUCGCUCCUCUCUCUCUCCAAAGCACAGCUCAGAAAGUCUCUCGUCUGGCAGCGAAGCUGCAGUAUGUCAAAGGCAAAGCAAAGCUGGCCGCAAAAACGCUCUGAUGGCCUUUGCCAAUGCUGAUAGCCCCUCAAACACUUUCCUCAGACAACGCCUUUCCCUGUCCCCCCGGAAAACCCUUGAAACACGGCCAGGUGGAAACUCGAGAAGGAGACAACGAGGCUCUGUAGCUGUAAGUGUCCUAGGAGGUGGGGGGUCUGACAAUGAUUCAGGGAAGCAACUGGGGAAGGUUCUGGGGUGGGCUACGUGGGGUCUGGUUAUCUGGUCAGCGCUGACCGGGCAGCUUAACUGGUUCUUUGAGGGGCUGACCGCAAUCACGUUGGCCAUCUUCGCGAUUCCGGUCUUUCUUUUCCUGGCGUUCUUGGCCUUCCUGGCAUACGCAAAUUCUAGGCAGAUACAAGGCCCGUGCCCUACUUGCGGAGCGGACCUGUCUUUUGUGCAGAUGGCUGACAACAUGGUGAUUGUGGACUCAGCCAAUCCGAUGCCCAUUCAGAUUCCAAAGAACGACGACCUGUCCUUCGACUGCCCUACCUGCAGAGCUUCCUUGAAAGUUGAGAACAAGAAGAUCGUCCGAGGCCGCCCCUCUUUCGAGUCCGGGGUUGACACAAGCGUGUUCUCCCAAAUGUUCGGCCGCCAAAAUACGCAAGCCAGUGGGAAGAGCAGUGGUCCAAUAGUAGAUAUUGAAGCCGAGGUGCGGGACAAGGACUAGGAACGUAAGCCACGUUGCGGCCUCAAUUUUGUCCUCGUGUUGUGUUUGGCCGAUUCAAUCGAAAAAUUCUGCAAGUUAGGUUUUGUCUAAAACAAGGGGCGGAAUGCUUGGCAGCAUUCUAGAUCAAGCUGAGGGAUUUGUGACUCGAGGUCGAGCAGGCAAAACGAAAUGGUUUCUCUUGUUUACACAUACUAUUAUGCAUGUGCACCGCUAGGCUCGACGGUUG
Klebsormidium nitens is the source of this 1498-nucleotide messenger RNA. NCBI's taxonomy places the organism in Eukaryota, Viridiplantae, Streptophyta, Klebsormidiophyceae, Klebsormidiales, Klebsormidiaceae. The record is from the annotation of a GenBank genome assembly.